Molecule: messenger RNA, 1332 nt
Organism: Trematomus bernacchii (emerald rockcod)
Lineage: Eukaryota; Metazoa; Chordata; Actinopteri; Perciformes; Nototheniidae
Gene: opn7a
Product: opsin 7, group member a
Exons: 5
Coding region: 1-1332 (443 amino acids)
Biological process (GO): G protein-coupled receptor signaling pathway; visual perception
Cellular component (GO): membrane
Molecular function (GO): G protein-coupled receptor activity
Source: RefSeq, a predicted model, not a curated record
AUGGCCCUGAUAGAUGAAGACAUUGCCUUCCAAUCCAACAUACCUGUGCCACUGGAUAUAACCGUGGCUGUGGUCUACUCUGUUUUUGGAGUAUUAUCACUGUUUGGCAACAGCACACUGCUGUACGUCUCCUUCAAGAAAAAACACCUUCUGAAACCAGCCGAGUACUUCAUCAUCAACCUCGCCGUCAGUGACUUGGGCCUGACUCUGUCCCUCUACCCCAUGGCCAUAACUUCAAGCUUCUACCACAGGUGGCUGUAUGGGAAAACAGUGUGCUACAUAUACGCUUUUUGUGGCAUGUUGUUUGGCAUCUGCAGUCUGACGACUCUGACCCUGCUCAGCAUCGUGUGCUUUGUAAAAGUAUGUUGUCCACAUUACGGUAACAAGUUUAACCCUGUCCACGGCCGUCUGCUCAUUGCCUGUGCUUGGGUCUAUGCCUUGUUGUUCGCUGGCUCUCCGCUGGCCAACUGGGGGAAAUAUGGACCUGAGCCUUAUGGCACCGCCUGUUGCAUCGACUGGCGCCUGUCUAAUGAACACUCGACAGCACGUUCAUUCACUGUGGCGCUGUUCAUCUUCUGCUACAUCCUUCCAUGCUGUGUUAUUGUGGCAUCUUACUCGUGCAUUCUGGUCACAGUGAAUGUAUCACGUAAAAAUAUGGAGCAACAUGCAUCGAGGAAGACACACAUGAGCAGCAUCCAGACAAUUAUAAUUAAGUUAAGUGUUGCUGUCUGCAUCGGUUUCUUUGUGGCGUGGAGUCCGUAUGCUGUGGUAUCCAUGUGGGCUGCCUUUGGGCACGUUGAGAACAUCCCUCCUCUGGCCUUUGCUUUACCGGCAAUGUUUGCCAAGUCGUCCACCAUCUACAACCCAAUCAUCUACCUAAUGCUGAGGCCGAACAUUCGCAAGGUGAUACGCAAGGACCUUGGUACUCUAUGCCACAUCUUUCUGAAUUGCUGUCAAUGCACGAAGGGGUCAGCAAAUUGCUGCUCCAAGACAGAGAUCAGGGUCCGAAUUCGCUCAUUGCACAGACAGACAAACCCAUUCCCUUCAUCCAACUACUCUGCUCAACCUCCUAUAGAAACAAUAAAGUGCAAUGAUGCUUUUGAAUGCUUCAGACACUACCCUCAAAUCUGCAGCGUCCCUAACCCUGCCAUCGACGACCCAUCUAAAGUUCUAGACAAUCCAAUUCCCCAAACACAAAGGCAGAAGAAUCAAAAUGUGUGCCACAAAAAGUCUCUGCUGGCCAUCAUGUGUGCAAAAAGGACUUCAGAAAUAGACAACUUUCACAUUAAUUUGGAGAUGGUUCCAGGCCAUGCAAAAGUCGCCUGGCCUUGA